Molecule: messenger RNA, 2549 nt
Organism: Venturia canescens
Lineage: Eukaryota; Metazoa; Arthropoda; Insecta; Hymenoptera; Ichneumonidae
Gene: dgt1
Product: dim gamma-tubulin 1
Exons: 8
Coding region: 727-2187 (486 amino acids)
Cellular component (GO): NSL complex
Source: RefSeq, a predicted model, not a curated record
AACAUAUUUAAACAUGGAAUAGUGCUCCGAAGUUUCAAUCCGUAACUUAGCAAAAAUUAAUUUUUUGCGUUUCAAGUCGCUCGUUUUUCGUUUUCCGAUCAUAAAUUGUUCGUUAACAGAGUUCGACAUUGCAACGUCCAUUCACGCGACGUUAGUUCGUGUCUCGAGGCCAUUUUUUCUUUCUUUUAAUACGAAAUCGUGUUGUUUACGUUUUCGAAAUUUUUUCAUUUCAACGGUUGUUUAAUACUCGUUUAUACAUUUUUAUUUCGUUUUACGUUUUAUUCUUUUUGAUUUCCUUCUCGCUAAAAUUUCCAAAACUGUUAAUACAUCAAGACGAAUAAAAAAUAUAUCGAGUAACAUACCCACGCGAACGUAAUGGCCGACGAAACUCGAAUACCACCGUGUUCAGUUCGGUCGGUCGUUGCAUACUAUGGUGCAAUCUUUCGAAUUUAUCGGGAUUUCGUGAAAUUUGAUGAUGAAAAAUUCUCUUACGAAUUUUCAUCGUUAUGAAUCAUCUCAUUUCGUUACUUUUCGCACUGUAUACAUAUUUUUAUUUGUUUUUGUAUCGACGAGUCGGUGGUUGCCAUUUUGGAAGUAUAAUAUGGCGCGUUUUUCGAAUCCAUCAGAAUUUUUCAGCGUGUUGACGUUUGUUUUAUUUCUUUCUAAAUUACAGUUGCGAUGACGUAUUUAGUCUCCAUGCUGAUUUAAUUUUUUUUUUGUUAUAUAAUGAAUCAAUGUUAUUGUAAAAUUGAAGCUUUCAGGGGAGGAAUGUUUCGCGUUCCAAAUAUAGCGAUGCCAGUAGUUGCCCAAAUGGCUGCUUCAACCAAAUUUCCAAAACCUACGUGCUCUUAUUCGAGCUAUGAAUGUGCACAGCCUUGUUUAGAAAAUUAUUUGUAUUGCGCCAAGCAUAUCCUCGAAGAUCCAGCUGCUCCUUACAAACCGUGCAGCUUCAUAUAUAAUACUAAUGGACGAAAAUGUUAUAAUCCGGCACCUAAACUCGAUCGAAGAGAUUUAUCAUAUUGUCCAGAACACACGAGAAAAGCUCAAAUCGCAAGAAUAAAAUCAACAUCCAAACAUUCUCUUCCAGAAUCUCCGGAGACACUUUUACUUAAUCUCAGCCAUUACGUUGAAGUUGAGGAUUCUGAGGAUACAGAGGAUGAUGAGAUUAAAGGUCAAGUCAAGUCUCUUAAUCCAUUUACGGACAUAAACGCUAUCAACGAAAACGCAGAGAAUGGUUGCGUUAUUCUCGAUUAUGCAAGCUCCAGUGACAGCGACGUCGAACCUACUAUUGUUAACGAAACUCUCAAGGGAAGUUUUCUUGACGACAGUGACAAUGAGAGCCUUCACAGUGCACAGGAAGAUCCCUUGAAUAUCAAUUUUUUAAGGCACGCUGGUAUUUUCACUGCUGAGGAGGUAAUUUACAUUGCUCGUGAAAAAUUAAUAAGGCUGCAGUCUCUAUACAUCGAUCAAUUCAGGAGACUGCAGUACAACCUCAAGGAGAAAAGGAGGAAAUAUUUGCACGCGCUCAAGAAAGAAAAGGAAACACUUUGCAGUAUACAUGAUCAGCCCAGAGAGACCGCGAGAGAGAAGAAAAUUUACGAAAAAUUAAAAGCUUUGAACAGUUAUCACAGACGAAGUGGCGUCGAAGCGAUUCUCUACCGAAAAUCUUUGGAACGAAGAGCUCGCGCAACUGAAGGACCCACUCAGAAACCACCAAGCGUGCCCAAGUGCAUAUUCACCGAGGGUGGUGUCAAAUGCGGUGAAAGAACUUUACCAUCUGCCAAACAUUGUCGAAAACACAUUCUCAGGGAUCAACAUCAAGUUUUGUUUAAAGCUUGUGGCGCAAUGAGAGCUGAUAUCGAAUGCCACGAGCCUGUUCCAGUGGUCUUCGAUUCCAAUUGUGUUUUUCAUAUGGACUUACCCUCUCCUUGCAAAUUGGAAACAUUAACGUUCGAAGAAGCACAAAAAACAUCGAACCGCCGAGUGUCCUCAAUGGAGUUGGAUGGUUCAACGGGAGGCCAAGAAAUCGAUCCUGAUGACGAUAUGGCUGGAUUAAUGCGAGAAAUGAACGACGCGAGUCAGAAAAAACCGAUCUUCAACGAGAGUGUAAACAGCGAGGCAAGCACGGACACGGCUUUUAGUCUGACAGCUCAAAUGAGCGACAAGGAUGAACUCGUUUCAGUUUGAUAAUUAUUCUCGGAAUUUUAUUUUCCUGCUCAAUAUGUUUCUCCGAGCGAUGAAACUGGAAGGGAAAAAGAAUGUUGUAAACAUUGUGAUAUUAUUACCGUGGACAAGUGUACUUUAAAUAAUCGAUGAGUCGAUCAUAUUUUAAUCCGAUUUUCACCUAACUAAUUUAUUGUUAUUCUUAUUCGCUAGUUAAUCAAAUCUAAUUUAUUUAUAUAAAAUCAAUCAAUUGCAAAUUUAGUUACGGGCUCGCGCUAUAUUUUUAUCGCGUUAUGAAAAAAAUGUUGAAAUCUUUUGCUUCUGUGAAGUAUAUCAAUCGCGUAAAGAAAUAUAUAAAUAAAACUUUUUACGUAUGUGUUGAAGAA